Messenger RNA from Pseudoliparis swirei, 2047 nucleotides. RefSeq names its product ras association domain-containing protein 8-like. The record is from RefSeq and is a predicted model, not a curated record. Lineage: Eukaryota; Metazoa; Chordata; Actinopteri; Perciformes; Liparidae. Bases 454 to 1800 code for a protein of 448 amino acids. Gene Ontology annotation, biological process: signal transduction. The transcript has 6 exons.
GUAGGGAGAGAGAGAUCCCCAGCAGUCUGUCAGAUCUUGGCUGUGGUGAGGACACCCAGGAGAAGUGCAUUCCUGAGGCAGCUAGCGAGGAGAAGGCAGGAAGAUAGAGCGCUGAAGUCGCGACAUCCUUUAUAUCUCCCUGUGACCAGUGAGACUGCCUCUGACCUCAGGAUUCUGGACUCAUACACAGACACACACACACACACACCCUUGUUCAGUCGCUGCCUCGUACAGCCGCACAACCGGCUCUGCUGCUCUGACAGAAGUAAAGGAUUUGAGGAAAAGAGACGGAGAGAAUUAAAGAAAACGACAGAGGAAUUAAAGACACAGAAGAGAAGGAGAACGUCCUCUCACUCGAGUCUGUGCCAUGCAGUGUUGAGUCCAGUUGAGCCAAGCUGAAGUGAUCCGUGUUAAAGACCAUCUUCCCCUUCACCUCCUCCUGCCUGGUCCCAGAUGGAGCUCAAAGUGUGGGUGGACGGAGUGGUGCGGGUGGUGUGCGGCCUGUCUGAGGAGACGUCGUGCCAGGAUGUGGUCAUCGCUCUGGCCCAGGCCAUUGGUCAGACAGGCCGUUAUGUUCUGAUCCAGCGUCUUCGGGAUACAGAAAGGCAGCUGUUGGCCACAGAGAAGCCUCUGGAGUCUCUGGCUAAGUUAGGCCAACAUGGAGGCGAAGUCCAGUUCUUCCUGCGCCGUACCGGCCCGAGCAGCAGUGACGGACUCAUCUCAAAACAGGAGAGGCCGAGCCCCCCUCCACUACCCAAGCUCCCUGAGCCAGAGCCUUCCAAACGCAACCAGCCUAAGAAAGCACUCACCUUUAACCUCGGGCCAUCCACCUCUCCCAGAAACAAACAGUUACAGAGGUCUGCUCGGGACUCUCCAGAGCAAAGAGCCUCCCCCUCCCCUUCGCCAAGCCCUGUUUCCUCUCAUGUGCCGUCACCAUCUCCAUCACCAUCACCACCUGCAGGCCCAGCCAAAGAGGAGGUGUUCAGGAAGGUUCUUCAGCAACAGGAAAGACUGAGGGCCAUGGAGGCCCAGCUAGAAGCUCUCGAGAGGGAGUCACAUACCUGGGAGCGUCGCUACCCAUCUCCGUGCCCAUCACCAGUUUCUGACGCUCACUUGCAGGAAGAGAUGGACACUUUGGAGCUAGAGGUGCGGAGGAACCAGGCCGAGCUGGCCCACGAGCAGUACUGGGAGGAGGAGCUUCAGGCAGAGGUGGAGAGGGACCGAGGAAUGAGAAAGAAGCUGGGGGAGCUCCACGGCAAGCUCGACGACUGCGGGCGCCGGCUCCACGACUUCUCUGUUCGCUCGGCUCAGCUGGAGCAAGAGAUCCAGCGGGAAAGUCAGACGGAAAGGAAAGCCAACUGUCCCGAGGAAUCCCUCGAUGCCAUUAAGGCGCAGCUCAAGAGCCAGGAGAAUCACCGGACAGAGCUGGAGGAGCAACUGUCUGAGACUGACAAGGCUGUGGGGAAGGCAGUGUCUCUGAUGCAGGCCAAGCAGGAUGAGCUGGAGGAUUUGAAUAAGGAGCUGAGGCAAUGUAACCUGCAGCAGUUUAUACAACAGACAGGUGUCCUGCCAGCGCACACCCACUCACGCACCGAGCUUCAGGAGCAACUGGAGCAGUUGGAACUUGCACAUCUUCUGCAAGUUGGGUACAGGAACGGAGGCCUCAGUGUAACUCAACUGGACUCACCGCCGCGCCCCACUGCCAAACAGUUCCUGGGACAUCCACGCAACCUGCAAAACCCUCUGGUGUCCAGUCUCAACCCUGAGGUCCUGACAUCCCGAGAGUCGUCAUGGAGAUAAAACAUGGACCGCAGGGCCAAAGGAAAGUUGUUCACUGUUCUGUCUCCUCUUAUUUAACCCCUUUCUUUGUAAUUCAUUAUUUAAUCGACCAUGAUAUACAUGCUGUAUGUACAUAAGACAAAUAUAUUUACAAAGCUUUGCUACUGUACACACUGCAAAGUAUCUGUAUGAAAUGUAAAAUAAUUUAGAAACCUUUUACCGAGAGCAAUUACUAUUCCUGUAUAUUUAAUAAAAUUAAAAAAAUCUG